UGAUUAUGUAACUAGGAAAUCGAUGCACCCGGCCACUCCGCCAUCAUGGCAGCCGCUCACCCCGAAUAUGUUGCGUGCUUUGAGGCCAGUCUAUGGGCAUUCUUUUCCGGCGAGCCCCCUACCGGCCAGCUCCGUUUUGCACUCCCAGAGGUUGCGAACUCCACUGCUUCCUUGUUCACCAACAUCGCAAAGACCCUCCCUUCGCACUAUUUCAGAGAAUCAGCACCGGCGGCGACGAAAUUAACAAGAACUGUUACGCCGAUGACUACACCACGCAGCAGCAGCUUAAGAGGACUGGCAUGACGCUGACAGUGCCUUGACACGUUCAUACAGACCACUCAUGGUGCACUGAUUGCCCAGGGAAAGACGCCUGUCGUAUGGGAAGGUGUGCGCUGCCCUGACUGGAAUAUUACACUCUCAAACGAGACUAUUGUGAUGGUUUAAAUUUCUUCUGCAGAUGCUGCAGCAGUGGUAGAAAAGGGUUUCAGGAUCAUCCAAACACCAUCAAAUUACUUCUACUUGGUCAGUUGACGAGUUUUUCUACAGAACACGAUGUCUUAUUAUCCCAGUCUUCUGGAGCUGGUGAGUGGC
Molecule: messenger RNA, 591 nt
Organism: Suillus plorans
Lineage: Eukaryota; Fungi; Basidiomycota; Agaricomycetes; Boletales; Suillaceae
Exons: 5
Coding region: 46-303 (85 amino acids)
Source: RefSeq, a predicted model, not a curated record